CACAAUCGAAGAACGAUUGCCACCGAUUGGUUGCGACGACGAAUCCGCACGAAUCCAUGAGCCCUCGCACCGCCGAGUCUUCCAGCUCCUCCCGAUCGCCCAGUCGUCCAAUCGCCAUGUCCCAGACGCAGUGCCGCCUGUAAACAACCGCCGAGUGAAGUCCGCAGCCCGCAGUCAUCGGUAGCAGCAGCGUCAGGAGUCCGGAAUCCGUUUCUCGGUUUCCGCAACAGGUUGCGUCGCCUUCGCCAACAGAAGGUUUUAGUGCGAGCUUUGAUCAGAGCGUGGAGUGCGUAUACGCGCCAGGAUGCAGCAGCGCCGACAGCCGGCGAAUGGCAACGGCAGAGGAGGAGGAACCACCGCCGCCGUCCGUACGGAGGAGCAGCAACAACAGCAGCAGCCAUUGAGUCAGGAUGCUGGCGCCAAGGAGGCGGGCAGCACGCCGGGCAAGGCAACGGGACGCGGCUGCUAUUUCUCGCUGGCCUUCUCCAUCGGUUCGAUGGGCCUGGCCUGCGGCAGCCUGUGGCAGAUACCGAACAGCAGUGACCGCAUCUCGCUGCAGCGCGGCCUGGUGCUCACCUCGCUGGGAUUCAUCUAUUUUGUCUCGCUAACGGACUUCUGCAACAAAUACCUGCUGGAGACGACGCAUGGACAGCGCUUUCGUCGCAAGUACCGCCUGAUGAUGUCCGACGUCCUGGAGAUAACCAACAAAAUCGUCUCGGCAAUCCAGGCCUCAUUCUCCUUCUUCGUGGGACUCAUCGUCUGCAAGUCGACGUGCACCAAAUCCUUUGUAUAUGCAUCCCACUUCUUGAUGGAGGCGUACGGUUGGUUCGGCACUGCUUACUUUAUGUACGACAUCUGGUCGAUGUACAAGGUGCACACCCAGAAGAUCGCCGACAAGCUGCACCUGCUGCGCAUUACCAAGGGUCAAGGGGCGGUGGUGAGCAAUGGCCACGCCAAUGGCAAGGUCAACGGCAAGUCGGCCAGCGGCAACAACAACGGCAGCACUCCAACGAAUCUGCACGAGAUCUGCGACUACGAUGGAGCCUGUGUCCAGAUACCCAAGGACGGCAGAUGGGACUUUCUCAAGUACGUGGUCACGCACCCGGUCAUGAUGAUACACCAUGUCUUCAUCGGAACAUUUGGAUUGCUGGUGGUGACGUACAUUCGCGGUGGCGGUCACUGCAUCUACAGCUACAUGUUCAUGAUGGAGUUCUCCACGCCGUUCGUCUCGUUGCGCAGCAUCCUGAGCACCAUGCGCCUCAAGGAUUCACGUGUGUACAUCGCCAACGGUCUGCUGAUGCUGGCCACCUUCUUCGUGUGCCGCGUCUGCAUGUGGCCAUACGUGAUGUGGCGCUACAGCCUGGCCAUUGAGGCUGCAUCCCUGUGGUCGGCCAUGUGGGGCCUGCCGCGAGGAUGCCUCAUCAGCAUCGCUAUACUGUUCUUGCCACAGCUCUACUGGUUCUAUCUGAUGGUUUUGGGUGCUCUCAAGGUCUUUCUACCGCAAAAGAGACGGCCGCCCAACGCAGUUCUAUCGGCAAAGUCGGCGGCCGUGCCCACACCAACCCCCACCGCCCUUAUAAAUGGCAAAAAUUAGUGCAAAUUGUAUUUAUUUUGAGGCAGAGUUCCAGCCGCAUCCGUUUUGCGGAGAUCUUGCUAUUGUUUAUACAUUUUUAAUUAUACAACAAGAACGACCCACUACUAACCGGAAAACUGAAAACCGGAAACAGAAAACCAUGACGGACGGAGGAUGAAAAAGGCAGCGGAAACGAUGGCGACCUACAAAUGAACCGAAGACCAUGGACAGACCCUUAGUGUUAAAUAAAGACAUUAUUUACUAAAAAAAAAACAAAAAAAAGAACGAUAAAGAUGAAAGUGAAGAACUAAGAACAAGAACAAAACUAAAACCAAAUGCAGAUAAAGCGAAUAAACUAUGUUGCUUAUUUUUUGAAGCAAGCCCCUAACCAUUAACGAAUUAAUGUUGCAUUCAAUUUCCGCUAUAUCCACGAAAUCGAUGUUGUUAACCGCCCCGAAAAAUUGUCGAGGGGAAUGAAUGCUUGUGUUAAUACCAUAACCUGUUAGUAAUAUAUAUAUUGCAAAUGCAAAUGCGGAAGAAGGAUAACUGAGCAUAGCAUAUGAAAGCCAAAAGAAAUUGGCCAGAUGCACAGCUAGGAAUGUUCGAUGUGCAUAUAUUAAUAUACAUAUACAUAUAUAUAUAUAUAUUAAUAUUGUGAAAGUCACCAAGGAUAUAUAUAUAGAUACCAGAUAACCGGGGACCGUAGAUCAUUUUUCGGCCAUCUAUGUAGAGAAUAUGGUCAAGUGGAAAACGAUGUAUAUAUAUUUUCUGAAUUGCAUAUCACGAUAUUUUACAAGACACAAGAAUAUUAGUAAUCAGAAUUUUAAUUGUGCUACAUUAGUAUCUUCUUUAUCUUAUCGUUUAAAUUCAAAUGCUGUAAACUUGUUUGAUAUAUUUCGAUAUGCUCAUUUUGCGAAGCUUCUGAUGUUCAGACAAUUUGAUAUUGAUUUGUUUUACUAGAUUAUCUUUAUUAGGUUAUCAAAGAAAUGAAAAAAAAAACACAUUUGUUACAUUUUCCACCUACGAGUAUAAUAUAUAUGUAUAUUGGCCUACUUUGUGCGCUUUAGCCUAACUUGCUUAGUUCAUUACAUUAUACCAUUGAAAACUCUUCCAAAAUAAACAAAUAGCACAAUCCAGACUUAUAAGCAUUACGGUCCCUGAAAUAGAAGUCCUAUAUUGGUUGCUUUUAAACGAACUACCUAUGUACGCUGGACAUUGGUGUAUAUGUUUAUUUGUGAACUGUAUGUGAAACUAGCACAAAAUCAAAUUUUAAUUGAGCUUACAAGAAUAUAAUUAUAUAUGUAGUUAACUAUUUAUAUGUAACAAUGUGGCGCAACAUCGCUUUGGCUUAUUGCCAAGUCAAUGAAAAACGCAGAACGGCAGCUCCUAUGUGUUUUGUUUAAGACCGGUCCCGGAUUGGAUGCUUAGUUAUGCGUAGAUGUAUGCGAAACCCAUGUAUUUUGAACUGUACAAAUGGAUUUAGCCGUGUGCAUAGAGUAGAUGAAAAGUGUAUUUUUG
Drosophila melanogaster (fruit fly) is the source of this 3091-nucleotide messenger RNA. RefSeq lists its product as uncharacterized. Lineage: Eukaryota; Metazoa; Arthropoda; Insecta; Diptera; Drosophilidae. The coding region runs from base 305 to 1594 and encodes 429 amino acids. Gene Ontology annotation, cellular component: membrane. The record is from RefSeq and is marked reviewed. The transcript has 4 exons.